AUGGGAAAUAGACAACUGGACCUACAACCUGGACUGUGUGACAAUGCAAAAGGACUUAAAGCCUUCUAUGAUGCAAUAAAAUAUGGACCUAAUCAUCUGAUGGUUUUUGGUGGAGUAUGUGCAACAGUCACUUCUAUCAUUGCUGAAUCCCUAAAAGGAUGGAAUUUGGUUCAGCUUUCAUUUGCAGCAACAACCCCAGAGUUAGCUGAUAAGAAAAAAUAUCCUUAUUUCUUCCGGACAGUGCCAUCUGAUAAUGCAGUGAAUCCUGCGAUUUUGAAGUUACUCAAAUAUUAUCAAUGGAAGCGGGUGGGAACUCUAACCCAGGAUGUACAAAGAUUCUCUGAGGUGAGGAACGAUCUGACCAGUGUUCUGUAUGGUGAAGACAUUGAAAUUUCAGAUACUGAGAGUUUCUCCAAUGAUCCCUGCACCAAUGUCAAAAAGCUCAAGGGUAAUGAUGUUCGGAUAAUCCUUGGCCAGUUUGAUGAGCAAAUGGCAGCAAAAGUGUUCUGUUGUGCUUAUGAUGAGGAGAUGUAUGGCAGUAAAUAUCAAUGGAUCAUUCCUGGAUGGUAUGAAAGUUCAUGGUGGGACUCUUGGAUUAAUUCGUCACAGUGUGUCAGCAAAAACCUUCUUACUGCCAUGGAAGGUUACAUUGGAGUGGAUUUUGAACCUCUCAGUUCAAAAGUGAUAAAGACCAUAUCAGGACGGACACCACAGCAGUAUGAAAAGGAGUAUAAUGAUAAACGGGGAGAUGGACAGUCCAGUAAAUUUCAUGGUUAUGCCUAUGAUGGAAUAUGGGUGAUUGCCAAAACACUGCAGCGGGCAAUGAAAUAUCUCAACACUACAAACAAACACCAAAAAAUUGAGGAUUUUAACUACACAAACCACAAACUCGGCAAAAUAUUUCUGGAUGCUAUGAAUGAAACCAACUUCUUUGGUGUAACGGGUCAAGUUGUAUUCAGAAAUGGAGAGAGAAUGGGAACCAUCAAAUUUACACAGUUUCAAGAUAGAAAGGAAGUGAAGGUGGGAGAGUAUAAUGCUGUAGCUGAUACACUGGAAAUAAUCAACAACACCAUCAGGUUCCAAGGAUUGGAGCCUCCAAAGGACAAAACGAUUAUACAAGAACAGCUGCGUAAGAUCUCCUUGCCUCUCUACAGUAUUCUUUCAGCACUCACUAUCCUAGGAAUGAUCAUGGCCAGCGCUUUUUUGUUCUUUAACAUCAAAAACAGAAAUCAGAAGCUAAUAAAGAUGUCCAGUCCCUACAUGAACAACCUUAUUAUCCUUGGGGGGAUGCUUUCCUAUGCAUCUAUUUUUCUUUUUGGCCUUGAUGGAUCCUUUGUCUCUGAAAAGACAUUUGAGACACUUUGCACAGUCCGGACGUGGAUUCUUACAGUGGGCUACACAACUGCAUUUGGAGCAAUGUUUGCAAAAACCUGGAGAGUUCAUGCAAUUUUCAAAAAUGUAAAAAUGAAGAAAAAGAUCAUUAAGGACCAGAAGCUGAUGGUGAUAGUUGGAGGGAUGCUGCUGAUUGAUCUUUGCAUCUUGAUUUGCUGGCAGGUUGUGGACCCCUUGAGAAGGACAGUGGAAAAGUACAACAUGGAGCCGGACCCUGCUGGCAGAGAUAUUUCCAUUCGUCCCAUUUUAGAGCACUGUGAAAACACUCACAUGACCAUUUGGCUUGGCAUUGUCUAUGCCUACAAAGGGCUGCUCAUGUUAUUUGGUUGUUUCUUAGCAUGGGAGACUCGAAAUGUCAGCAUUCCUGCUUUGAAUGACAGCAAAUACAUUGGGAUGAGUGUAUACAACGUGGGGAUCAUGUGUAUUAUUGGAGCUGCAGUUUCAUUCCUCACUCGGGAUCAACCCAAUGUUCAGUUCUGCAUUGUUGCUUUAGUCAUUAUAUUCUGCAGUACCAUUACACUCUGCCUUGUUUUUGUACCUAAGUUAAUCACACUGAGGACAAAUCCUGAUGCAGCCACUCAGAACAGACGUUUCCAAUUCACUCAAAAUCAAAAGAAAGAAGACUCAAAAACAUCAACAUCAGUCACCAGUGUCAAUCAAGCCAGUACAUCUCGGCUAGAAGGACUGCAGUCAGAAAACCACCGCUUGAGAAUGAAAAUCACAGAGCUGGACAAAGAUUUAGAAGAGGUUACUAUGCAGCUCCAGGACACACCUGAGAAGACAACAUACAUUAAGCAGAACCACUAUCAGGAUCUUAAUGACAUCCUCAGUAUACGGAACUUUACAGACAGCAAAGAUGGUGAGAAAGCGGUUUUGAAAAAUCACCUUGAUCAAAAUCCACAAGCACAGUGGAGCACAACAGAGCCCUCCAGAACAAGCAAAGAUCCUAUAGAAGACAUCAACUCUCCAGAACAUAUACAACGCCGAUUGUCUUUACAACUGCCCAUUCUUCACCAUGCCUAUUUGCCAUCCAUAGGAGGAGUUGACGCUAGCUGUGCCAGUCCAUGUGUAAGCCCCAGUGCCAGUCCUCGGCACAGACACGUGCCACCAUCUUUUCGAGUGAUGGUUUCUGGCCUGUAGAAAUGGGAGAUCAGAGCUUCCUGAACUGCUUUUAAGUACUCAAUGACUGGACUGAACAUCAGACAUAGAACUCUGCUAUAAACAUACUAUUUGCUCUUACCACAGGGAGGAACUAGUGCUAAGGCCAUCAUCCUGGGAGUACCAGUAUAACUCAUGUGGAAAGGCGAGAGCAAGAGAUACCUAGAGUUUGAUCUGUAGCCUUAUUCAUGGAGCUUUUAUUUCUUCACAAAGAAGUCACUGAAAAUAUUUCUUCCCAAAUUUCUACUAGCAACAAGGAGGCUGGGAAAUACGAAUCUUGCAAAAAAUGAGACAAUUAAAAAAAAAAAAACCACUCAACUGUCACUGUUACAUGGCUGCUGAAAACAUGGAACUAUAUGCUGUCCGUGUAAGAAAAAUAAAAUGGUAGAGCUAUAACAUUUACUGAAAAUAGAUACACUUCAUUUUACAAAAGUUGUGUUAAAUUGUUGGAAGCAUUCUGCACUGGUUAGUCUUGCCUGUUUUCAUUUCAGAGAGGAUUUUCAGUGGGAAGGGGGGAUUUUGAGAAAUGAUUCCUGAAGUGUGAUUUAGACUCUGUGUUGCUAAUAGCAGGGUCCCCUUGUAACUAAAAACUAUACAUAGGGCAGAAACAGAGGUUGUAGCAACAGCCCUGAGGCAUUACCUGCUACAGAGUUGCAGUUCUGAGUCAGAGCUCUUAACAGUUCUCCAGGGAUUAGCUGUGGUGAUUGCCAGGUUCCCAUGCUGACCAUCAGGGACUUCAUUUUGACAGAGUUUCUGCCUCUCUUUCAAAAUAAACACAACCAACCGUAAUAUACAAAGCUGGCAGAAAAAGUCCUAGGGCUGCUAACUCAAGAAGCUGAGGAUGGAUGGGUAGUAAAGUCUUAAUGUCACAGGAUGGAUUGAUUUUCACAGUUUGUUUGAAUUAUGCCACACAUAAUUACAAUCAUAUUAAUUUAGUACACAGGGUGGGUGGGGGAACAGGGCACAGCACCUUGCGGCUGCAGGCAAUUUCUGCAGAGUGCAUAGACAAUAAUAUACACUACCUUUGCUUGGUACCUGCAUGUGUGACAGUUGUAACUGGUAAUAGGUGGUAUAAACGAAGUUUGCCCAUAGAAUAUUUUGUUUGAAUAUGAAAAAUAAAGGUGUGGGAAAAGCAUGAAUUUUAAUCUCUCUGUUGAUAAGGGCUGAUCGUUUUUCAUAUUUGAGCACAUACCUUAGCUCCACACCCCUAAGCAAAGUUAUUCCAAAGUAUUAUAGUUGUAAGAUGUUCUAGCUCAGUGGGUCUCAAACUUUUUUACUAGCAACCCCUUUCACAUUGC
Chelonoidis abingdonii (Abingdon island giant tortoise) is the source of this 3848-nucleotide messenger RNA. Lineage: Eukaryota; Metazoa; Chordata; Testudines; Testudinidae. The record is from RefSeq and is a predicted model, not a curated record.